GAAAAACCAGAUAUGCUAAACAGUUUGAUAGAAAUUCAUAAUACAAGUGUAAGUGUGGAAUGCUACUGAUCGGAUUUCACGAUGGACUACAGAUUUGUUUCUGCUUUAUUUCUACUUUAUCAUACUAAAGAUGCUGAUGCAACCUGUGGAAGUUUAACUUACAAAGAACCUGCAAUACAAGGGAUGAAUGUUACACUUGUGUUCAGACCGGACCAUUUUCAAAGCGACAGGACUCCUAUUGUAAAAUACGACAUAACUGAAAAUGAUCGACAAUCAAGAGAAUUUCCAUUUGAUAUUCACGACAAGGUGUAUUACAUAUAUGUAGAUACAGCGAAGAACAUCCCUAGGUCUUCAGUUUUCUAUGUGGUUUACGAACAAUGCUUCUCAAGUUCGACGACUCUAAUAUUAAUGAAACUCGAAGAUUGUGGUUAUCUGUAUGUUCGAACCCAGCCGGUAAUCGCCGGGAGAAAUUUGGAUCUAGGGUACUUUCCAGCUCCUGCGGUGAUUAGUUUAAAAGAUUUGUAUUGCCGUAAAUGGUUUAAUGUAACAUCACAGACGGUGAUGUCCUUGUCCGAUGGUCUUUUGUCCGAGACAGAUUUAACCAACAAGGAGUUCGUUCUGACAAUUCACAACGUAACUAGUUCUGGCCGAUUCAGUGUUAAGUGUACAGAAGGAAGAGAUAAAGACAAAUAUACAAAUAUUGUCGACGUCAGUGUAAUAGUUCCUCCUGGAAGGCCGUCUUUACAUUCGAAUGUCCACGUUGACGCCUGCUUGGACUGUUUAGUUGCAAAGGCUGAAAGAAAUCUUGGAAAAUUUAUAUCUUGUAACACAACCGGCGGAGCGACUCUGAAUGUACAUCUAUAUAUUGAAAAAAAUAAUAGGCGUGGACAACUGUCUGUUAAUCAAAGCAAAGAUUCCAAUCGGUAUGUUCCAAAUUAUACAGUUAAAAGCGAAGAUCACAUGACAAGAGUGGUAUGCAGUGUUGAAAAUGCAGCUGUAGAUACGCCGCUAAUUACUUCGGCCAUACUUUAUGUUGCAGUUAAGCCCCAAAAGCCAGUACUCCAUGUUCCUACGCUUAAGGAGGGUGAGCCAACCAACAUCACGUGUAUUUCAAAGGGAGGGCGGCCAACAUCUAGAUUAAGUAUUAUGAUUGAAGGAAGGAAUAUGUCUGGAUCCUCAGAGACUAUAUCAGUUAAUGACACAACAACUAACACAAAUACUAUUCAGAUGACACUGAAUGUAAAUGCGAAGAGAGAAUGGAAUUCAAAAUAUAUUAUUUGCACACAAAAGACGGACAUCUUCAGUGACAAUGAAUCAGACAGAAAAUUAAUAAAAUGUAAAUAUCCUCCAUCAACACUGUUUAUGGAAAAACCACGUCCAGCACGUGAACUUAAAGAAGCGUACUUACUAACAUUAAGAUCCAAUAUUUCGGACUUCAAUGAUAACUGCAGCUUAAAUUGGAAUUGGGACAAGUCGAAGCUGGACGGUAGGAAAGAACAAACGAACGGGCUUGCCACAUUAGUUGUGAAUGCAACGAAGGAAGACAACGAAAACACUUUAAUAUGCAGUGUGCAUUGUACCAGCUUUCAAAUAAAUCUCUCGGAUUCUUAUACAAUACGUGUGCCAUUUGCUCCCAUUGUGACUCUUUCAAGUGAGCAGAAAAUAGUGUUAUCUGAAGGAGAAAAGCAACACGUCACUUGCACAGUAAAGAGUUAUCCUAUGUCUGAUAUACUUUGGACUUCGGGUGGCACGAAGCGAAUGCAAACUUGCAAACAAACCAACAAAUGUAUAGUUACGCUUGAACACAUUGCGGUAGAUGAGCAACGAAACUACACGUGCACAGCCAAACACUUAUUUAAGAAUGUCAGCAAAUAUGUACUUGUAACUGGCAAAGCGAAGCAAGAAACAAGAAAUACCAGUAUUACAAGUGGAAUAGUUGCUGGUUUUGGAGGACUUGUGCUGCUAACGGCAACAGUGGUGCUUACGAUUUAUCUCAGAAAAAGAAAGAAGCGUGCUAAAAGGCCUGGUCGACAAAAUGAUACAAACGUUCUGCAACAUGUUACCCGUGAGGCUGAUUCGACUCCGAGAGAAGAAGUAACUUACGCUGAAGUAGUGAAGCCUCGUACUCUUAUGACAAACAGAAAAAAAGCAGUAACAAAGACGAAGGAGAAAACAACGGACACAUUGAUCUACGCUGACAUUGACAUUGAACACUUGAAAGCGGCACGCACAGCAGUGACUAAGCGAACGCCAUCGGCACCUACGGAGUACUCGGAAAUCCGGUUUGCAACGAGAUCAACACCUGCGCGACAGGAAAAUAUUUAUGCAAAUUAAUUUGCAAUGUCCAAGAAGAAUUACUGUCCAUGCCAAUGACUACAAAUUUAAUGGACGAUGUGUUGCCUAUUUAUGUUUGUAGAUGUUAACUUAUACAAAUCACCAUCCGUUGUUUGUCUAAGGGACGUUCACAUAGCUUGACACCAACAUGAAAUAUCCAUCAAAUUAUCAUGGACUACCAUAAAAUUAAUACAUUCAACUCAUUCCUUUCAUAAGUAUAUUGUCUUUGGCCAUUAUCAUUAUCACAUCAAACUUAAACAGCAUCAAUCGGAAAUCAUGUUCUUAAUUAUUGAAUUAUUUUAUGUUAUUGUAAUAACGCAUGCAUUUACUACCACAAACGACAUGUACUACUUGCAUUAUCUGGUCAGAAAACCAUCACCUUCACAGAAGUUGCUUUUGCCUGUCCAUAAAAGAGUCCAUUGAAACAAAUUGUAUUAUAUUUCAUUAAAACAUUUGAUGUAUGCCACUUUCACAUAACAUGUUCACGUAGUGCGGAUGUGUAAUGUUUGCCUAUUUCACAUAAUAUUUUCACAUAUUGCGUAUGUUCGAUGUUUGCUAUUCUAACAUAACAUUUUCACAUAUUGCGCGUGAUCAAAGUAUGCCCAUGUGUUCAUGUGCGUAUUCAUUAAAGACGUUUAGCCUUGCCAUGGUUGACAUACUUUGACAUUAUUUUCCAGUAUGUUGAUACUUUUAAACACACGAUUUCUGUAAGUAAAAAAAACCAAUCUGGUAGAAAAAGACGUUGAUUCGCGCCAUGUGGUUAUUUCGAUAUUGUUUAAAAAAAAUUCUUUAGAUGAUGUAACUAGAAGUUAUACAUGGCGCACUAAGCACCAGAGUGUAUCACGAGACAUAGUCAAGCACACUUUCUAAUUAUCACGAAACGGCUCCUUUCUCGCUAUUUUUUCCACUUAAUUAUUUAUGUUUUCUAUUUUUUUGUAAGUUUAUUAUAUAAUACAUAACAUCCACUCUAAUUGUGUUUCUAUCAGCUUCAGGCUGGACGACGAUGAGCAAACUUACUUUCAGAGUAAAAUUAGUUUAAAGAGGCAGCAUACAUGAAAUUCAUGUUUCCAUCAAUUCCUCCUUUUGACCACUAGCUUUAUGUAAAUAUCCGAAUCCGUCAUAAACGAGUCACUGACACCCUAUUCAUGUCUUCGUGUUUUUUUAUGUUUACAUUUCUUUUUUACAUCUCGAAGAAUAUUACACAGCAUGUAUAUUUUUGUUAUUGCUUUAUUAUAUUUAAAUUGUUUUUUCCUCCUAGUUUGUUCAAUGAUACUUUAAUUAUUAGACUAAGUAAAGGCAUAAUUUUAAACCUUGUUAAGGAGACCUAUGUAUGAUAGUUGUUUGAAGAGUGCUGUUGCUCCGGCUUGACUCCUUCGUUAACAGGUGAUGUUGGUAUCCGGUCGUUGAGUAUUUAAAGUUAAUUUAUCAGUUUAAAUUUUAUUUUUUGCUUUAUUUUUAUUGUUUGCAAAUUGAUUCGAGCUCUGAUGAGUCUUAUAUUUUUAACUCAGUUAAUAUUGAAAAAUGAUUGGCCAAUGUGAGGUUAUGGCCAUGCAUACUUGUUUAUGCCCCCAGCGGACACGGGUUACAGUAAACUUUUGUUUCAUUGACCGUUCGGAGGCGGUCAUUUCAUCAUUUAACGGUAAAGCUAUUUUGAUAAGGGAGUUGCUUGUUUGUAUGUAUGUGCACAGAAUGUAAUGAAACACAAAUAUUCGCCG
Mya arenaria is the source of this 4049-nucleotide messenger RNA. RefSeq lists its product as uncharacterized. The transcript is spliced from 12 exons. Gene Ontology annotation, cellular component: cell-cell junction. Lineage: Eukaryota; Metazoa; Mollusca; Bivalvia; Myida; Myidae. The record is from RefSeq and is a predicted model, not a curated record. Bases 82 to 2334 code for a protein of 750 amino acids. Gene Ontology annotation, molecular function: cell adhesion molecule binding. Gene Ontology annotation, biological process: cell-cell adhesion.